This is a messenger RNA of Racocetra persica, 130 nucleotides long. The record is from the annotation of a GenBank genome assembly. Lineage: Eukaryota; Fungi; Glomeromycota; Glomeromycetes; Diversisporales; Gigasporaceae.
UUCUAAAAGAACGAGUAUUGCCGUAGGCAAAAAAAAGUUAGAGCAAGCCGAGAAAGAUUUAGAAAAUGGUAAAAAAGAAGUAAAAUUAGAAGUAAACGAUGAUGAGGAAAACAAGCAAAUAGAACUCUAA